AUGAAUACAUUGAGGUGUUUGGCGCACGUACUAUCUAAGGGUGGGAGGGAAACUCCAAAACUAUAUCAAAAAGUAAUAUUUCCAGAUCUGUUCAAAGACCAUAUACAAAUAGCAAAUGUCAAGAAAGUUAAUGAAAGGGAAAUCGAUAGUCUAAAACUAACGUCAGUAAAUGGAGAGGCACAAAUAAUGGUACGGCAUGGCGUGAAAUAUGAAAGGGAGCAAGUCAAAGAAUACCUUUCAAGUCUGCCGACUUUAACGCUUUCUAGGAAACAAAUUAGGGAUGACUAUGACGAGGAACGUGCAAAACAAAUGUAUAUGAUUUCUAAACAAACAAAGUCUUCGAACAAGUUCCAGAAACUUCUUACAGCAAAGUCUCAAGAGUUUACUAGGGAAUUAUUGACAUUACUGAUAGAUUGCACACCGAAUGAAGAGAAUUCACAGCCUGAACGUUUUACUCGUAAGUUUCUUAAGUUUAGUAAUCAAGAAGUUCCUCCUAUCCCUGAUUUUUCAAAGAACCCUCAAUUGUUUGAAAACUAUGUUGGAAUAUUAAGUCAUACAAAGUUCAAUUUUCGUUCGUCUUCCAAACUAAAUGGUAUUGUGCGUAAGAUACUGCGGCACCUACUUCAUCCAACCAAUAAGACAACUCUGCCCUUACGUUCUGCUCAAGUUUAUAAUGAUUCGAUAUACUUUUUUAGUGAGCACUUCGAUUUUGCGUCUUGUAGAGAAAUAUUUGCGCAAAUGAAGGCUGAGGGGGCUAAACCAAAUACAGUCACUUUUAAUCUUUUGUUGCGUAACGUAGUGAAAAAUUCACAUAUUAGAAAAACUAAGCGCCCCGAUGAUGAGGUCCUUUUUUAUCUUAGAAGUAUGCGUAAUCAUGGAGUUUUUGCAGAUAUAAUAACUUGGACGACGUGUUAUAACUUUCUUCGUGAUGAAGUUUCGAGGCAAUUGUAUAUUGUACAGAUGGGUGAACAUUUAGGAAAUUUCAACGUAAACUUUGUUUACACCGUGCUGAGGAAUGGGGAUUAUACAGCUGAAGAUUGUUUGAAGGUUUUGGCAACAAAUUCAUUACCAAUUUCCCGGAAGAUGUUUUAUUUAUGCAUAGAACGGCUACUGGACGAGGAGCAACUUCAAACCGCAUCUAAAUUACUCGAUUAUGGUUUUCAACAUUUGAGAAGUAAUUUUAAGUUAGACUCGGAAGCUAUAAACCAUUUUAUGCGAGUGUUCGCUACCAAAGGAAGAAGCGACUUGGCAUUUCUUUGCUAUAAUACUUGCCGUAAGACUUACAAAGUCAAACCGGAUUCUCAGACGUUCGAAAUGUUAUUCAAGGCAUUGGUUAGAAAUGGUAACACCAAGAAUUUUGGAGCGGUCCUCCAGUAUAUCAAAGAUUUGAAGUUUGCUGAAGGAUUUGGGUUGCGUACAACUUAUUGGAGUACCAAAGCGGAAUCAAUUUUCAAGUUUAGUAAUUCUACUGCUCUUUCAGAAAAGUCAAUUGAAAAAGCAAGGAAAUUGUUGGGCAACCUGAUUGCUUCUAAUGGUGAGUUCUCUUGGAAAAUUUGGAAGGAGAGUGAUCCUUCCCAAAAGAAAAUAUUACGAUUUUUGGGUUGUAUCCCUAUUACUCUACGCUGCACCAGUGCAACACACGAUCACCAGAAGUCCACAAGCUUACCUUCAAAUAUCUCCCAGAAAAAAAGAGAAUACCGAAAUCGGAUUAAAGCAAUAGCCACAAAGGCUGCUUUCGAAAAAAAAAAGUCGUAUAUCAAAGACAACGAUGUAGCUUUCAAAAAAGAGCUAGUAGAGAGAAUGAUAGUCAAGGAGUUUUGA
Saccharomyces paradoxus is the source of this 1821-nucleotide messenger RNA. RefSeq names its product Aep3p (gene AEP3). Gene Ontology annotation, molecular function: protein binding. The transcript has a single exon. NCBI's taxonomy places the organism in Eukaryota, Fungi, Ascomycota, Saccharomycetes, Saccharomycetales, Saccharomycetaceae. The coding region runs from base 1 to 1821 and encodes 606 amino acids. The record is from RefSeq and is a predicted model, not a curated record.